AUGAACUGUCAAAAAACGUAAACAAAUGUGCAUGUGCGUGAUUGUGCGUUGAUAAUUUUGAUAAAUGAAAACUAAACUAGAUUGAAUGAGUUUGAUUGAUUCAUUCAAAUAAACUGUAUCCAGCACAAACUGCAUCUAAACGUAGCUAUAGUGUUGUAUUAGUUCGAACUAUCUGAUAUAAUAUCUAACCCUGAAAUAUGGAUGUGGAUGAAAUAAUUUCACAGUCCAGUUUUUCGAUGUUAAAAGGAAAGGUUGACGGAAGGAUAUUAAAGGCAUUAACCUCAAUGGGUCUGGUGAAGCCAACACGAAUUCAAGCUGAGGUUUUGCCACAUUUACUCCAGGGAAAAGACUUGAUAGGUGCAGCUAAAACUGGGAGCGGAAAGACUUUAGCGUUUCUUAUACCAGUUGUUGAUACCUUGAUCAAGUUGGGCUGGUCUGCCAAGUCAGGUACUGGCUGUGUGAUAUUGUCGCCAACAAGAGAGUUGGCUUUGCAGACUUUUGAUGUAUUAAAGAAACUUCUAGUUCAAAUUAAUUUGUCCCAUUGCCUUAUUGUGGGAGGUGAAAAGAGGGCCAAAGACGUAAUAAAACUGAAAAAAGGUGCAAAUAUCAUAGUGAGUACACCAGGCCGAUUGUUAGACCAUUUGCAAGGCACUGAAAAUUUUCACUGCGAUAAACUGAAGUGCUUAGUGCUGGACGAGGCUGAUAAACUACUGGAAGCUGGCUUUAAGAAGCACAUUACUGGAAUUAUUAACUUGUUGCCAACAAAAAGGCAAACAGUACUCUUCAGUGCAACUAUGGGCGAAAAUGUCAAGAAUCUAGCUAGUUUAGCAAUGAGAACUGAUCCAGUUAUAAUAUCUGUAACUGAUAACAAAAUGUCCACAGUCUCGGGACUCCAACAAGGAUACUACAUAUGCCCGGUAGAGAAAAGAAUAUCAUGGUUGUACAAAAUGUUGAAAAAAAGUAAGAAACUAAAAGUCAUGGUGUUUUUCUCAUCAUGUAAAUCUGUAGAUUUUCACUAUGAAUUUUUCGGAGAACAUUGUAAAGCUAAUGUUUUGAGUAUACAUGGUCAGCAAAGUCAAGCGAGGAGGAAAGAGGCAUAUCAUAGUUUUAUUGAGGCGCAAAACGGCGUCUUGUUUUGUACUGACGUCGCAGCCCGGGGUUUGGAUAUUCCCAGCGUUGAUUGGAUUGUGCAGUAUGACCCGCCGUCCGAUCCAAAGGAGUACAUUCAUCGAGUUGGUCGCACGGCUAGGGGACUCAACAAUAAAGGGAAUGCAGUUAUAUUGUUGAGGCCCGAAGAGAAGAACUUUAUUGAGUUUCUGCAGAAAGAAAAGGUGUUUUUAGAUAAAUACUCUUUUGGUGAUCCUCCUGAUGAGGUUCAAGAAAUGCUAGAAAAUCUCAUAGCCAGCAAUGGUGUAAUGAAGACCUUAGCAAGAAAGGCAUACCUUUCGUUUCUAAGAUGCUAUAAAACGCAUCCAUUGAAAAAGAUAUUUGAUAUCAAUUCAUUGGAUUUGAAAUUAGCAGCGAAAGCCUUUGGAUUUUUGGAGCAGCCGCACGUUGAUUUUCUAACGAAAAAGAAAUGAAACUGCAAGUAUUUACUUGGAACACAAAGAUGAACCAUCUCAGAUACCACUUUAUCAAACUAAUGUAAUCUGACUAGAUUAUUAUUAUGUCAAGAUAUAGACAAAUUGACGAGUCGGGUUAAAUAGAGCAUCGGCGUGAUAAGUAACAUUGUAAAAGGUUAUGUAACUUUACAAUAAAACGAAUGUUCAAAAUAAAA
Messenger RNA from Helicoverpa armigera (cotton bollworm), 1777 nucleotides. RefSeq names its product ATP-dependent RNA helicase DDX18. NCBI's taxonomy places the organism in Eukaryota, Metazoa, Arthropoda, Insecta, Lepidoptera, Noctuidae. The record is from RefSeq and is a predicted model, not a curated record. The transcript has 9 exons. The coding region runs from base 198 to 1580 and encodes 460 amino acids. Gene Ontology annotation, biological process: maturation of LSU-rRNA from tricistronic rRNA transcript (SSU-rRNA, 5.8S rRNA, LSU-rRNA). Gene Ontology annotation, molecular function: nucleic acid binding; ATP binding. Gene Ontology annotation, cellular component: nucleolus.